Molecule: messenger RNA, 3182 nt
Organism: Aphis gossypii (cotton aphid)
Lineage: Eukaryota; Metazoa; Arthropoda; Insecta; Hemiptera; Aphididae
Product: pumilio homolog 3-like
Exons: 12
Coding region: 1069-2802 (577 amino acids)
Biological process (GO): regulation of translation
Cellular component (GO): nucleolus
Molecular function (GO): mRNA binding
Source: RefSeq, a predicted model, not a curated record
UUUAGCAUAAUUGUUUUUACAAUCUUAACCAUUAAUUACUUGAUUGUGUACACUCCAUAACAACGGCAGGAAAAGUGCUGGUCUACAACCAUGUUUUGAUCUGAUUUUGCAGCCAAUGUAGUUAUCCUCAAUCCGAUUCAAGAGAUCUUCUAACUCAUCUGAAACAUAACAAGUGCUGAUUUAUGUUGAAUACUCUUAUAUCAAUGCAAAUGCAAACAUAAAUAAUAAUGACAAUAACCAUAACAAAUAAAUUGCUACAUGGCAUGUAUAACAUUUUAUUUGUGUAUUUUCUAUUAAUUUUUUUUUGUUUACUUUUAAUAUUAUGUAGGUAUAAAAAUAUAAAUUAUAAUGUAUAUAUAUAUUUUUUUUUUUUAUGUCUAUCAAAAGUAUUAUAAAAAAAUACACAACAAAAAAUAAAAAAAACAUUGUAAAAAAGUCAACUCAAAUACUUAAACGUAUUAUUGCCAAUUUUUACUAAUAUUGUACGUAUUGUAACUUUAUUUUACUUCAUAAUACAUAUUAUAAUGAUGUAUAUAUUGUUUGUUAAUUAUCUUAAUUAUUUCCAUAUUUCAUAAAUUGUAUUUUACUAAUAUUUGUGUGUACAACAGUAGGUCCUUUACAUUUUACUUUAUAUUUCUUUGAAUUGUUUUUUGUACAAUGCACAUAAUGUUAUCAAUUUAAUGAAUGUAUUAUGGGCUAAACAUAAACAUAUUAUAUGUGUAUGUUGGACACAGAUUCAAGUUUAAAUUGAUCAAAUAAUUAAAUGUUUUUAUUUUAUUUUAUAAUAUUAUAACCGUCAUACAUCAAUUUAUUUUUGUCUUUAUUUUGUUUAACAAUGUCUUUAAGAAACAUAGCAAAUAAUAGUGAUUGACAUUGUAUAAUUUUUCAUUGUUAAAAUACUAAUAAUAAAAAUAUUAUCAUUGGAUGUACUGAUUAGUAACUAAACUAGGGUUGCCAUAUGUCUGGGUACACCGGAACAUGUCACCAGUUUAUAACUUCAAUCCCAGUUGUCCCGUUAGACCCUCCCAAAGUCCGGGUUAAGACUUAACCGAUAAAUUUUACAACAAAAUGAAGAAAAACCGCAAUCCAUCUGCUGAUCAUAGUAUUCAAAACAAGCAAACGCUAAAUACUGAUGAUAUAGUUGACCUAACAUCAGAAGAUGCUGGAACAAUUGAAUCUGGUCUUGAAGAAUUAAAUAUUGCUGAUAAUCCUCGAGCCAUUAAGAAAACAGUACCAAAAAAAGAAAAACCAAAGCUUCGACUAAAAUGUAAAUCACAUAAAAGUCUAUUUUAUGUAGCUGUCGGAAAAGCUAAAAAGAUCUGGGAACUUAUGCGUCGUGAUGAUUGUACUAAGGAAAAAAAAGUAACCUUACUGAAGGACCUUUUUAAAUACUCCAAACCCCAUUUACAAACAAUGGUUUAUUUACAUGACAACAUUUGUAUAGUUCAAUGCCUGUUGAAACUAGGAACACCAGAAAUUCGUUCACAAGUCAUAAAUGAGCUAAUAAAACAUGUUCCAAAAAUUAUAUUUUGUAAGUAUGCUUCCUCAUGUGUACAAAAUAUGUUAAAACAAGGUGAUGCAGAACAGCGUAAAAUUAUAAUUAAUUCCUUGAAAGGAAAAGUCAAUAAAUAUAUAUUACAUACAAACUCUGCUAAGAUCAUGGAUUUGAUUUAUACAACUUAUGCAACACCGGAGCAGCAGAAUGCAAUGAUGCAUGAGUUGUAUGGUGCAUCUAGUGUCUUAUAUGAUUCACCCAAUGUGUUAUCAUUAACUGACAUAUUGGAGAAUUCACCAGACUCAAAGGACAUUAUACUUGCAAAAACAACAAAAAACAUUAGAAAAUUUGUUUUAAAACAAGAUACUUCUAUGCAGACAACAUUAGUUCAUAAUUUGAUUCGUGAAUACAUUGUAUAUACUGGAUUAGAAAAUUGUUAUGAACUGAUCACUUUCCUUAAAGAACUUCCAAUAGAACUAUUUUACUCAACCAAAAGUGGUUGUUAUAUUGCUAUGUCCAUGAUAAAUUGUGCAAACUCUAAGGAGCACAAGUCUCUAUUGAAAAAAAUUAAGGCUACUGCUGCUACGCGUGAUUUAGCCACAUCAGAUUAUGGAUAUUUAAUUUUGUUUGGCCUUUUCGACGGUGUUGAUGAUACAGCUCUGAUAAAAAGGAUAAUCUAUCCUGAAAUUUUGAAUAAUCUUGAAGAAAUUGUAAGUAAUGAGAAUGGCCGUAGGUUGAUGUUUUCAUUUGGGGUUUUCAGACGUUUACCAGAAAGUAACGGCAUAGGUGAGCGAGCAAGAAGACUCUCAGUUUCAAUUUUCAAUUCUCUUGUACGUUGUAUUCAAAAGAAUCCAAUGUGCUGGAUUAGUAAUCUAGAAAUGGCAAUGGUAUUAAAGGAUAUUAUACAUGAAUGCAGAGGAGCAAAAUUGAAAAAGUUAAUGACAACUGUAAUAAACUUUAUUUUUGAUCCUAAAAAUAAAUUAAAGGAUAGAUUUCUUGGAAAAGUUCCUGUUUAUGAACACUCUGGUGUUCUUAAGGCAAUAGAAUUGUUAAUGACUGGCGAUUUUUUAUUAACAUUAAAUAAUGAAAUAACAUUUUCUGAAGUAUUAUCAUCUAUAAUUACAACUGACAUAAUAAAAUCAUGGGUUAAACGUAAAGAUGCCUGUUAUUUGCUUGCUAAAAUGAUGGAUUCCGAAGUCGAGUUGGUUGUGGAAAAUAUAAAAUCAUUGUUUUCACCAACAAUUAUGGAUUUGUUAAAGGAACAACAAUUUGAUUUGGCUCAACGUUUAGUGUUAGAUUUAAGUUAAACAAAAAACGUUUUAAUAUUAGACAUUAAACAAUUAAAAAUGUGUAUAAAAUACUUAUAAGAGACAAUGAUAUCUAUUUUCAUAGUUAUAAAUAUUAAUUAUAUUUUUCCUGUUUUCGACAAUUUUUUUUAAGAUACUGUAUAAAUGCCAGACAACUUGGACAAAAAAAUGUUUACAUUAAGUAUUACAUCUAUUUUUUCUAUCAAUGAUUUGAUAUAUUAUCUAUUUUUCCUACAGUUUUUAAUUUAAAUGAAAAAUUGGCUAACAAAAAUGUAUUAGUUAACUGACUUUAUUUAAUUUACAUUUAAAUUUAUGUCACUGGUACAAAUAACUAUUCCCAAUUUUAAAAUACAUAAUAUGUUGAUUUAACACAUUUAAAA